Messenger RNA from Eruca vesicaria subsp. sativa (arugula), 255 nucleotides. The record is from the annotation of a GenBank genome assembly. Lineage: Eukaryota; Viridiplantae; Streptophyta; Magnoliopsida; Brassicales; Brassicaceae.
AUGGAAAGCCAGGAUAGUUCUGAUGGUGUCUCUGUUGCAAUUGGAGUAGCUGCUGCUGCUGGAUUAUGUGUGUUUAGCAUUUACAGAGUUGAUGAGUUCUUGAACAGAAACACAGUGGAUGAAUCAGAACCUGAGCUAGAGCCAGCAAUCAAAGCCCCCACUGCACAAGUAACCUCAGAGCCAGCAAUGGAAGCUGCUAGUGCACAAUACCCUGACUUGAAGCCUCCAACAUCUCCGACACCAUCGCAUCCAUGA